This is a messenger RNA of Bombus huntii, 923 nucleotides long. RefSeq lists its product as uncharacterized. The transcript is spliced from 2 exons. Bases 164 to 718 code for a protein of 184 amino acids. Lineage: Eukaryota; Metazoa; Arthropoda; Insecta; Hymenoptera; Apidae. The record is from RefSeq and is a predicted model, not a curated record.
CCCACCUGUCCACCUCGACAGCGAACAACCCGAGGUGGAAGAAAGAGGCUAUUUUUCGCCCGCUCCUCCCACUCUACGAGCUAAGGAUGCAAUACGCUACAUCCCAACGCUCAACGGAGAUGAUGAUGUAGGAGUUGAAGACUUCAUCAAAGAAGUGAGAAGUAUGAAGGAUCGCUGUAUGGAGCAAGAUCUAUUGCUAAAAGCAAUAAAAGUGGAAAAAAUCGUGGGGAAAGCAGCCCAAAGUAUUCGCAACAUUCCUAUUGAGUGUUACAGUGAUCUGUACGACGCACUGAGAAAUAACUUAGCAGCACAAGUGACUUCGGAUGAGUACCAAGAACAAUUACGAGAGUUGAGACAGGGACGCGAGGAAUCAGUGCAAAGUUUUAAUAUUCGGUUUAGAAGAAUACUCAACCGUUUGCUGUACGCAGUAACCAAUGAGUACCCACAACCACUAACACGUAAAAUUAUGACUGAAGAAAUCACGAAGAAGACUGUUCGUGUGUACCUAAAGGGACUCAGGCGCGACAUAGGGCGAAUACUAUUAAGCAGUGAACCCUUGAAUCUUCCGGAAGCUGAAAAAAAGGCAGCCGAUGUAGAACGCUACUUGCGAGAAGAACGACAACCUAAUUGGUCAUGUAAUCGCUUACCUUCGGUUAGUAAUCGCCCCGACAACCAGCAUAUGCAGAAAAUAGAUCACCUGCUGAACGCGCGCAGAUGAAGUGCUUCAAGUGCGGAAAGCUGGGACACAUUGCCAACAAGUGUCAAAAUUUUCUACCACCGAGCCAGCGCGAUCGACCACCCGCAAGGAUUCCAGGCAGUCCAGGAAUGGGACGAAAUACAAGAAACAACAUCGAACCAGGAGAUGGACGAACCGUACGAGACAUACGAGUCAACAUCGCCACGGGAAGAUUACUCGCAAUACC